CUUCCGGGGGAGCCGCAAGGGCAACGGGUCGGCGGAGGCAGAAAAGCGUCGGACGCCGGGCAGAUCAUGGACGCUUGACAACCUGCGGGCGGGCGCCGGGAGGCCAAGCCAGCGACCGAGACGACAGAAAGGCGGCCGAGGACAGAUCUCAAGGCCAGAGAAUGGCAGGUGAACAGAAGCCCUCAAGUAACCUCCUGGAACAGUUUAUCUUACUAGCCAAAGGUACCAGUGGUUCAGCCCUCACUGCUCUCAUAAGCCAAGUUUUGGAGGCUCCUGGAGUAUAUGUCUUCGGAGAACUGCUGGAGCUGGCCAACGUGCAGGAGCUUGCAGAGGGAGCAAAUGCUGCUUAUUUGCAGUUGCUGAAUCUGUUUGCCUAUGGAACAUACCCAGAUUACAUAGCCAACAAGGAGAGCCUGCCAGAACUGAGCACAGCUCAGCAGAACAAGCUGAAGCACCUCACCAUCGUGAGCUUGGCGUCGAGGAUGAAGUGUAUCCCUUACUCCGUGCUGCUGAGGGACCUGGAGAUGCGGAACCUCCGGGAACUGGAGGACCUCAUCAUCGAGGCAGUCUACACUGACAUCAUCCAGGGCAAGCUGGACCAGCGAAACCAGCUGCUGGAAGUGGAUUUCUGCAUUGGCCGUGACAUCCGAAAGAAAGAUAUCAAUAAUAUUGUCAAGACCUUGCAUGAAUGGUGUGAUGGCUGCGAGGCAGUCCUGCUGGGCAUCGAGCAGCAAGUUCUGAGAGCCAACCAGUACAAGGAGAACCACAGCCGAACUCAGCAGCAGGUAGAGGCCGAGGUUACCAACAUUAAGAAGACCCUCAAAGCUACCGCGUCCUCCUCGGCUCAGGAGAUGGAACAGCAGUUGGCCGAACGAGAAUGUCCCCCUCACGCCGAGCAGAGGCAGCCCACUAAGAAGAUGUCCAAAGUGAAAGGUCUGGUCUCCAGCCGCCACUAGGGCCGGCUGGGGCAGCUGGCACUCACCAGGCCUGGGUCAGGUGGGGAGGGGACACUGAGGGCCUGCUUCCUCCCCUCUCCACCUUCCGUGAGUUCCAGACCUGCCCGUCCCCUCACCAGCGCCUCCCCCCUCGUUGGUACUGUUCCAGAAGAACCGUUAAAGACCCUUCCCCCACCCCACCGCCCCUGUCCCCAGUUGCUCCCUUCAGACUCAGGGGCUCCACGGAUGCCAUCCCAACAGGGCCGACACUGCCCAGCUUCCCUCCAGGAGGUUCUCGUUUCUGUCUAAGGGCUUGUCUCCCUCCCAGUUUUCCUUUUGCUUCGUGUCAUUUUGUCAGGCUGUUCAUAAGCCGGAAGCAGCUUUAACUGGCCCACAGGGAUGGGUGCUCUCUGAGUGAGGGGGCCGCCUUCCUUCUCCAGCCCCUUGUACACAGUACCCACAGAGGUGUGGGCGCUUUCUAGUAGCCAGGUAUCAAAAUGCUUCGUUUUCCCUCUCCUGCCUUACCCCUUGUUGGCAGCUCCGAUCAGGCCAUGGAGGGAUGCCGACGCUGGGCUGUGUUUACUAAACCUGCGGGUUUUCAGCCUCUUAAUGCCCAGCUCCAAUCUCUCAUUAGCUGGGAGCACUGGGCUGUCUUUACCCCUGGUAUCUGAGCACCAGUGCUGGGUUGCCAUGGGUCUGCUGGGUGGCAGAAGUCUCUUCCAGCUUGGUGUUCUCUGGUGGCUUCGCUCCCUGCUGCCUUGUGACUACUCAGACUGGCCUUUGGUGUGAAGGCCCCGGCUGCCCACGGGGGCUGUCUGCCAACAUUCGCUCUCCCGAGGUCUUUAAUUCCUCCCGGCUGCAUCCGUGGUGGGGAUGGUGUGUCGCGGCCCCUCUGGUGAAGGAUUUGUUGCUGCUUCUGUUUCUUUCUUCCCACCCUCCCUGGCUGGUGCCCCAGAGCCCUCUGAUGAUGGCAUUCUCCUGGCAAGAGAAAAGGACUUGACUAGUAGCCUUUCUGAACUUGAACAGUUUCAGGUUAUAUUUUAAUUUUUUUUUUUUUUUUGUACAGGUUCUGAUUCUAAUACAUUUCAACAUGCCUUUUUUCCC
Messenger RNA from Budorcas taxicolor (takin), 2039 nucleotides. RefSeq names its product COP9 signalosome subunit 7B (gene COPS7B). The transcript has 7 exons. Bases 162 to 956 code for a protein of 264 amino acids. The record is from RefSeq and is a predicted model, not a curated record. NCBI's taxonomy places the organism in Eukaryota, Metazoa, Chordata, Mammalia, Artiodactyla, Bovidae. Gene Ontology annotation, cellular component: COP9 signalosome. Gene Ontology annotation, biological process: COP9 signalosome assembly.